Notodromas monacha is the source of this 3856-nucleotide messenger RNA. NCBI's taxonomy places the organism in Eukaryota, Metazoa, Arthropoda, Ostracoda, Podocopida, Cyprididae. The record is from the annotation of a GenBank genome assembly.
UAUCACUGCUUCGGAGCACCUCUGCACAACAAAGAUAUGUCCACGACUGCGUGGUGGAUUGAUAGGUUUGGACAAAAGCAAGUGUACUUUCAUGGAACGGGGACCGAUGCCGAAAAACCUUGCACGUGCUCGCAACAGGGAGACUGUAUUGACAUCGAAAAGAAGUGUAACUGCGAUUCUCGAGCGCCGGAAUGGCAAAAAGAUCAUGGCACAAUUAGCAACAAAACAGCACUUCCCGUUACCCAGCUAGUGUUCAAGGGGCUCAAAUUCUCAUCGCAGAAGGCACACUUCACGCUCGGACCACUGCGUUGCUCCGGGUAUCAGAAAAGCGUUCCAGCCAAAAAUUCCGUCACAUCUUGCACGGAUGUACGAGAGGAUGGUCACCUGAAUCCUGGCUACUAUUUGGUUGACCCAACUGACCUUAAAGAGCGGAGAACGGAACUAGUUUUCUGCAAUCCGCAAUUAGAACCAUCCCACGCUCAGUUCGAACGUCGAACUGGAAUUUUCUUGGAACCCACUUCAGCAAAGAAGGAGAGAGAAGAUGUAACGAAGUGCAAACCAACACCAGACGUCAUAUUUGACGCAGUUCUGAACACCCAUCAGUUUAUUCAUGGUCCGAUUCUCUACAACGUCGUCAACAUAAACGUUGGAGAUGCGUUUGAUGCUGACGAAGGAAGCUUUCGAGCGCCCGUCUCAGGCGUUUACGAAUUCUCCUUCCAAGCGUGGAACAACGAGGAAACCGCCUCUGACAUCUACGUGUACAAAAACGACUCAACUAUCCUGGCUCGAUCUUUUUCUUUCGCGAUUGGCGUUUACGGAAGCACUUUCAUGACCCAUCUGGAGACUGGCGAUGCUGUGAAAACUGUGCUCGUUCGCGGCGCGGUUUGGGGGGAUUUAGCUUCCGGAAGUGGGGUGAACGUGGAAGUGUCUCGAAUAGAACCUGCAGUGGUUUAUAAACACGAGGCAAUUACCACCUUCAACGGCUCGAACAUUGAACAACAUUUGACCAACAGUCCAACAGCUUGGGUCGUCGAAUUUUUCUCGAGUUGGUGCGGACAAUGUCGCAAGUUUGCUCCUUUUUGGAAACAAAUCGCCACGAUAACAGAAGGUUGGAAGCGGAUUAUUCGCAUGGGGGCAAUAGACUGCGCGCACGAAAUGAAUGUACAAGCGUGUCGGAAGUACGGUGCUCACGCGUACCCGGAAAUACGAUUCUUCCCGCCGGGACUUGAUAACCAAAACUAUCAGGGAGAAAAAUUUCCCGAGGCACCCGGCAGUACGAAGCUGGCCAUCUUGUACCGCAUCAUGAACUACGUAUCCCAAGUUAGGCAGAAACACAACCGCAGCGAUUUUCCACAUCUAGGCCUGACGAGCGGCGCAGAAGCGAUGUCGUCCGAAUGCAGAAAUCGGAUCUUAUUUUUCGAGUCCCCGUCUGAUCCUGAUGGCGGUUCGACCGGUGCAGAAUUCAUGGCUCAACACACGAUCAUGAGUGCAACCAGAUUUUUCGGAUUGUGUGUGCAUCGGAUCACCACCAAUGAUCCACUCGCGGACGUUUACGGGGACCUGGACAGCACUUUGGGGCACCUGUUGCGACAGGAAAUCACGCUCAGCAUUGGGGCUAUGGACAAAGAAAAGACAAACGCACUGCUAAACUUCAUUCAAGUCCUUCACAAACACUAUCCCGGGAAGCCGAAAACCGUCGAUGCCCUUGAAAGCAUUGCAACUUGGCUGGAAGCUAAUGAUGGACACAUUACCGAGAGAGCUUGGGACAAGAACGACAGGCAUGUACCGAGUCGAGGUGAAUUUUUGGGGUGUCGUGGAAGCGAUCCCAAGUACAGGGGAUACCCUUGCGGAUUAUGGAUGCUCUUUCACACAAUUAUUAUGGAAGCGCACGACGACCAAGAAGGAGAACCACAUUCGAUUUUGACAUCAAUUCACGGUUAUAUUAUGAAUUUCUUCGGAUGCGAUUAUUGCAAGAAACAUUUCGAUGACAUGGCCGAGAAAUUCAACAUGUUUCACAUAAGGAAUAAGACUGCGGCAGUGUUGUGGCUGUGGAAAGCUCACAACCGCGUAAAUUGGAGGCUAAAAGGUGACGUCAAUGAAGAUCCCGAGAAUCCAAAACUUCAGUUUCCACCUUCGGAUAUGUGCGAGUCUUGUCGACACGAGUCUCGGUCAGAUGAUGAACCAGAAGAGGAUCCAGAAACCGAGCUUCCGGAAGUGAACUGGAAUAACGCAGAAGUCUUGAAUUUCCUUCGCAGAUUCUACCUGCUCUCCGACGAUCCUUUGGUGAUCAAUGUUCGCACGAGUCAGCUCACGAACGAAUCUUCUCAAAAGAAUUAUGAAUCACGGCUGAAACCGGCAACUGAGAGAACAGAGCAACCUCAGGGCGAGGCUUCAAAAUCGGCUCGGAUCACAACACAUCGGCACAACCUGGUCGCAGACCUCAACUUUCUUUUGCCCGAAGAAAGAAUCACGGUGAAGGACCUGCGUGAACCGCAAGCAGGCCGUGUGCAGAUUCUGUACAGGAAACUUAUAUGCAAAAUCUUCGGAGACCAGGUGGACUUCAAUCGUGUUCCACAGAGCCAAUUCCCGAGAUACGGCGAUUCAUUUGCCUUGACCGUGCCCAUAAACAUCUGUGGCCUGUUGAAGGGAUUCUUCGUGGAUCUGCCUAUGAACUUCGGUUUCCAUGACAUGGCUCUCGUGGAUUUGCUUAAUCCAACCAAACAGAAAACUGUCAACUAUAUUGGGAACCUGGCAAACUUUGUUUCAUUCUACUUGGAUCGUAUGAAGCAUGUGACUGCAGUUCAACAAAGCUUGGAGGGUCGGAGAGAGCGGAUUGUGAAGACACUGACAGUGAUCGAACAGUACAAAUCGCAAUACAGUGACCUGGUCCUUUCCACAGAAGAGAAGAAGAAUGACAAUGCUCAAAAAAUGAAGGAAGCAACCGAGAUUCGUUCAAUUCUGGUAUCAUUAGAAGAUGAACUGAGUCAAAAACAGGCUACUCUCAAAAGCGCGGAGAAACAAAAUGCUAAACUUGCAAAAGAUUUGGAACUCAUCGAGGAAAAACUGAGCAAUGAAUUAGGGCUCACUGAUAAGCUUGAGGAACAGUGUGUGUCCUCACCAGAAGAGCUGGAAGCAGAAGUUGCUUUUCUCCGUAAACAGUGUCAGGAGAAAGAGCUGCAGCACGAAACCAUUUCUCAAGAAACGGCCCAUUUGGUUGAUGAGAUUGGGGUUACUCAGAACGCUGUAGCACUGGCUGAAGCUGCCAUCUCACUCAUUAAAUCAGUCCAUGAGGCGAGGAGCGAAAAAGAUUUGUUGACCGUUGAAGAGGAAACCUUCCAGAAAAAUCUAGCAGCGAUUUUGGCAGAACUGGGCAAAGUGCAGGAAGAGCAAGCAAGGGUGAAACAAGAAUUAAUCAGGAUGAAUAAAGAAUUAGCCAAAGAACGGGCAAAUGUUGAUUGUGAAUUGAGCGAGAUCGAGAAGCAGUGUGAAGAUUUUCAUAGGGAUUACCUCAAGCCAUCAAGAAUCCACAUCGUUGAUUAUCGAAAGCAGUUCGCAAAAUUAAAUGCUGAUUACCAGAUGAGCAUCAAGGAAGUGUCUGCAAAAGCUAGAAGACUAGCAGAAAUCACCGAACACUUUUUGGAAUUCAGCACAAUAGAAGAUAUGAAGUUCGAAAAAGCCAUGUGUGAAAUAACGGCACCAUUCAAGUUGCUGAUCGACGAAUUGCAAGAGAGAAUUCUGAACUUCCGGGAACUCACUACGGAGUGAAAAGGAAUUUUCCUAUGGCAUUUGCUGUGUGCAUGAAGUGCUAUUUUUGUUUUGAUGAUUUUUUGUGCCUGUUCUCACCCCCCCCCCCCCC